This is a messenger RNA of Ixodes scapularis (black-legged tick), 303 nucleotides long. RefSeq lists its product as uncharacterized. Lineage: Eukaryota; Metazoa; Arthropoda; Arachnida; Ixodida; Ixodidae. Gene Ontology annotation, molecular function: serine-type endopeptidase inhibitor activity. The record is from RefSeq and is a predicted model, not a curated record. Bases 19 to 303 code for a protein of 94 amino acids. The transcript has 3 exons.
GUACCAGAAGCUGAAAUAAUGGCCGCUAACUUUGUGAGCGCUUCCAAGGCGAUUGUCCUGCUAGCACUUUGCUUCAUCGUGAUAUGCAAAACUGUGUCUGCCGGGCCUCAGCAUACCUGCGCCUACCCUCAAGCUUGCACCAAUCCGGGUGCAAAUGACCCCAGCCACGUCGUGACCUCUACCGCGCGGUACAACCCGACCACUAAGAAGUGCGAGACCAUCCCGUCGGAGACCGGACCUCACAACUGCCAGAAGUUCGCGACCCUCGCAGACUGCCAGAAGAAUUGCGCGAAUGCAAAGUAA